UCAACUCAGUAGACAGCGCGCUAGAAGAGACGUCACUUCCGGAGCUAAGCUGCACGAGCUGGUGAGAGAGAAGGAGGUUUGUGAGCUGUACAUCAUGUCCUCCUUGCUGAAAGUGGAUCAGGAGCUGAAGAAGAAGGUUGACUGCUUUCGAGAGAGAAUCACAAAUGAGGCUGAAGACCUGGUUGCUGCAUUUUUUCCAAAGAAAUUGUUAGAACUGGACAGCUUUCUCAAGGAACCCAUGCUCAAUGUCCAAGACCUAACGCAAAUACAUUCAGAAAUGAAUCUGCCAAUACCAGAUCCCAUUCUACUGACUAACAGCCAUGACGGGUUGGAUGGCCCAAACCUCAAGAAGCGAAAACUGGAAGAUGGUGAUGAUCACUGUACAGGCACCAAAGUUUUUGUGAUGCCCAAUGGCAUGUUGAAGAGCAAUGCACCUCUAGUGGAGAUCAUCGAGAAAGUGAAGCCGGAGAUCAGGUUACUGAUUGAGAAGUGUAAUACCGUAAAAAUGUGGGUUCAGCUUCUUAUUCCAAGGAUAGAAGAUGGUAACAAUUUUGGAGUGUCUAUCCAGGAAGAGACAGUGGCCGAGUUGCGAACAGUAGAGAGUGAAGCAGCAUCCUAUCUUGAUCAGAUUUCCAGAUAUUAUAUCACUCGGGCCAAACUGGUUUCCAAAAUAGCAAAAUAUCCUCAUGUGGAAGAUUAUCGACGUACUGUGACAGAAAUAGAUGAAAAGGAGUAUAUCAGUUUACGGCUAAUAAUAUCAGAGCUGAGAAACCAAUAUGUGACGUUACAUGACCUGAUCUUCAAAAACAUUGAGAAAAUCAAAAAGCCCAGGAACAGUAAUGCUGAAACACUCUACUAAUAAUCAUGUCCACAGAAACCUUCCUCCCAACAUUUUAGUUAUAUUUUGUUUUAGUUUUCUUCCUUUGAACUUAAAAGGAACAUAGGCCAUCAUUGCCUUGUAUGAACGUGAGACAUCCUCUCCACCAUGAAGGGAUUGAAACUGUUCUGGAAAUAAAUCUUCUGGCUUUUAUGUUUAAAACAAUAUUUUUCCCUUCGGUCUGGAUUCAGAAAUGUAAUGUAUAUUGAAAGCCUUGGUCUGUAUCAAAGCACUAUGAAAGCCUUUUAUACCUGGAGCACUGUAAUACCAGAAUGCUACAAUGUAUCCCCUUAUAGCACUGUGUCAGUAUUGGAAUUGGUCAAUAGUUUUGGGCUUGUAGUUGUCUAAAAGGUUUAAUCCAAAUUAGGGCUGACCUUCCAUGGCUGCAAUAUAACUACAGGGUAAGUAGAAAUGGUGCACUAUAUUUUAGGUUUAUCAAUUCGAUUACAUCGGGGCACAGUAAGUGGCUCCAUUGGGACAAAAUGGUGGUUCUCCGAGUUUAAGAUACACAUGAAAUAGAGGUUUGAGUCCAUGAACUUAAUUUUGAUAUUGAUUCAUGAAAAACGCCAUAGAACAGCAAACACAUUUUGGUGGCUAAAAGCGUAUAUGGAUUCCUAUAUUCAGUUACUACUGGGGGAAUGUCAACUGUAUACAGAUAUGACCAAAUUCAUAUAUGUGGAUGUUAAACUGAUAUCCCAUAAAUUCAAAAGGGAAAACCUUUCAUAUCAAAAAAAUGUAAUUGUAACCUAAGAUAUUCUAAAUAUACAUUUUUUUUUUUUUUUUUUUCAUUUAAAAUUGGAUAGCAUUUUUCACAAAUAAACAUCAUAAUAUAGACUAUAAAUACAUUUUGAAACUGAUAUGUCAAAAAUUAAUUGCAAAUGAAAUCCAAAAUAUUGUCCCCCAUUUUAAUUAUUGGCAGACGAGCAAUAAUCCUGUGCACCAAUUUCUAAACUACAUGGUAAGACUAAAACGUAAAGCGGUGACAAAUUAAAAUAAACUUUCCUUUUUUAUAAAACAUAGAGCAGAUAUGUGCUGUAUCAACACAUGACUUUGUAUUAAUUGGAUUAUAUUGCUUAUUGCACAGUUCUGGUAAAUAACCAUGUUCUUCAAUAAGCCAUAAAGGAUAACUGUACAAAAGUGCAUUUAUCCUUUAAGGCAGGCAAUCUAAAAAUCGGUAAUUUGGCCAGUCAUGACAAUUAGGAACAGCUCUACCUCAAGUCCACUUUUGAACAACUUGGAUCUAUAAUUGCAAACAUUGUCUCCACACGUAAAAUGGAUAUCUACGUCUGGGUCUGUUUUAAGGCAAGGUUUGGCAGCACCCAUAGCUUUUCAUGGCUCCAUUUAUUUGGAGUAAUACUUUCAAGUCUCUUUUGACAUUGUACUAUAAAUACACUUUGAAAAUGAAGAGGCAUAAUUUGGUAAUUUUAUUUUAAGCCCAUUUUAAUUACUUUAUUAGAUGUAACAGCCGUAGAACAUAUUCAAAUGAACAAUGUAGGAAAUAUGGUUAAUUUCAAAGUUGUGUGUUUUUUUGUUUUUUUUUUCUUUUUUUUAUUAUUAUUGCUUAAAAUAAUUUUGCAUUUUAUCAAAUACUAGAAGUGAGUUUGGAUUUGUAAAAGUUAUUCAUUUGCCUCUCGUUCUUGUAUACUUGCUCACACUGGGGAAGCUUUGUGUUCAGUGGAAACAUGUUUAAAUAUGUUUGUGGCCAUGUCUGUGCACAGUAAUCCUGCGUUUUUAGAGGCUACAAACAACAUUUCAUGACUGAAUAUUUUGUUAACUAGUUUAUUGUAGAAAAUUAUAGCCCAAAUUCCUGAA
Molecule: messenger RNA, 2689 nt
Organism: Rana temporaria (common frog)
Lineage: Eukaryota; Metazoa; Chordata; Amphibia; Anura; Ranidae
Gene: PSME3
Product: proteasome activator subunit 3
Exons: 11
Coding region: 95-859 (254 amino acids)
Biological process (GO): positive regulation of endopeptidase activity; regulation of proteasomal protein catabolic process; regulation of G1/S transition of mitotic cell cycle
Cellular component (GO): proteasome activator complex; nucleoplasm; cytoplasm
Molecular function (GO): endopeptidase activator activity
Source: RefSeq, a predicted model, not a curated record